Messenger RNA from Colletotrichum truncatum, 342 nucleotides. The record is from RefSeq and is a predicted model, not a curated record. Lineage: Eukaryota; Fungi; Ascomycota; Sordariomycetes; Glomerellales; Glomerellaceae.
AUGCCGUGUACUCGCUGCUUCCGUGCAAAGCGUACAUGUCGGAUGGCGGAGGGCGCAAAAACUUGUCAGGGUUGUAGAAACCUGAAGCGUCCUUGUGAUAGUCUCGUGGUGGCGUCUAGUCAUGAAAAGUUGGCGCGGGUUCAAGCCGAGGUGGCUGAAGCGGCUGGUCGAUUAUCGCGGAUCCGCGCGAUUCGGAAGAAAGUAAAGGAGCGGCAUGUGGAGACGUUUUCUCGAGGGAUGCAGGAGUUAGAGGAGGACGACGUUCUUCCUGCAUUGGAUGCUCAUGAGAGUGGUGUGGUUGGUGAUCUUCAGUUUCAGGGUGUGGAGAACAAUCCGGAUUAG